Molecule: messenger RNA, 3461 nt
Organism: Oncorhynchus keta (chum salmon)
Lineage: Eukaryota; Metazoa; Chordata; Actinopteri; Salmoniformes; Salmonidae
Gene: fam185a
Product: family with sequence similarity 185 member A
Exons: 8
Coding region: 512-1666 (384 amino acids)
Source: RefSeq, a predicted model, not a curated record
UUUACAGUGGUACAUAGAAUACUUUUUUCUCUACAAGCCAAUGUGUAAUUUAUAGGCCUACAGUGUAUUGCAUUGGGGGCAUUUAUUUAUCUUUGGGGGGAAAUGUAAAUGUCACUUAAAUAUGAGCAAAUAUGAAUCAUUGUUUAAUGUUUAGACAAUUAUAUUUCAUAUGUUAUGAUACAUGCAGGUUAAUUACAGUUUUCUACUAUUACGUGGGGGACUUUUAUUUAGACAUUUUCAAAUAUUCCCUCACCCGGAAGUACUUAGACGCUGAUAGUGAGUGACGAGAGGCUGUUUUAUUUUUGGACAGGGCAAAAACACAGUGGUUCUAAACCUGUAUUUGGUUAGAAUAUCACCUAAGGAGUUCGAACUUGUUUCAUCAUCCUUUGGCCAAAAGUAUUGUCUUCCCGUAGGACGUGGAGCGUAACGCACCGGAGUUCCGCGCCGCAAUAAAGGAGCCCUGGUGCAAAUGUUUAAGUCUUUUCAAGACUGUUUAUGAUCUGUGACCGUGAUGUUUGGUUGUUACGCGAACCAACGUAUACGUCUCGGACUUCUACGCUGGAGGUCUCUGGCAGCGUGUCCAAAUAACCUCCAAGACUCUUCCUUGUUGAUGCUGAAGGCGUUCUCGACCUCUCCCCCCUCUUCAACCAAGAACGAGGCGAGCAAACCCUUGAAGCAGUGGACUCUUGUUGUUAACCCCUUCAGCAAAGUACGGGUUCAGCUCCAAUGUAACAUCUCCGUACGACCUCUGGACCCGCACGCUUUCCCCGAGGCGAACCGGGCCUUCAUCACCAUUCAUGGCACCAGCGCAGAUCAAGCCGUCCAGCUAGACAACUUCCAGGUGCACUAUGAUGACCAAAACAGGGAACUGUCCAUCUUGUCCGAGGUCAAAAACAGCAACGUGUCAGUGGAGCUGACCGCUCCCAUCAAAAGCGACCUUUAUAUCACCACUCAAGGAGAGGGCAACGUGCAUGUCCAGAAGAUGGAGUGUGAUACCUGCAGGGUGCAGACAGAGAGGGGGAAUUGUGUGCUGCACUCAGUCAAGGGUCACCAGGUGCAGGUUCAGUCCCAGGGGGGCAACGUCACUGGGGUGGGAACCAUCCAUGGCAAUGUGGACAUCAGCACAUCUGGACACAGUGCGGUGAAUGUGAAGAAGAUCCAGGGUACUACUAUGAACGUGUCGACAGAACAUGGCCCUCUGAAACUGAAAGCCAUCUACGCUGAGUCCACCUCCAUAUCGUCCUCUUCAGGGAGGAUACAGCUGGGACACAUACAUGGCGAUGCCACAGUGCGGAAUGAGACUGGAGAUAUAAUUGUAGAUGGUUCUAACAAUGGCUACCUGAAGGUGUUGUCAAAGAGUGGAAACAUUGAUGCAUAUGUAGGCGACCGUGGCAGUGCAGAACUCCACUCUCAGCAAGGUGCAGUGUCUGUGCGUGUCCCCUCCUCUAUAAGAGCAGGAGUGCAGCUGUGCGGAAUGUCAGUAGAGAUCAGCCCAGAGAUAGUCCUUCAGCAAGCAGAGAGAGAUUUCAAAGAUAGCAUGACUACUGUCACUGGCCAUAUGAAUGGUCAACUCCAGGGUGACCAGUGGAUCAGGGCCCAGGCAGACAGAGGCUCCAUCACCCUGAAGGCACAGAGCUGGUUUGAGUCUCUGAAGCUGGGCAGCUGAGGCUUCACUGCUACGCCCCAUUCCAAAAAUGUCCUACCUACCUCCUCUCAACCUACUGAACUAUGUCCUCAGGGACAAGAAGUGUAGACAUAACUAUCUCAUUGGCUGUGACUGUUGGGCAGAGUCCAACCACAGUUGUCUUUCUCUGUUACUGCUGAGCUGACAUAGGAGAGGAGAAAAAAAAUAAGAGAAAGUUGCCAAUGUGGAACUGGGAGACAGAUCAGUGAUACGAUGAAAUGAAUCGCCCUCUGGGAGCCUUGACACAUGCAGAUGGAGAACCCCAUAUCUGGAGCAUUGACAACGGCUACUAGGCUUUAUUACGUGUCUAAAUGCAGUUGCAAAACAUGAUCGUGAUCAUGUUUUGCAACUGCAUUUAGACACGUAAUAAAGCCUGAUUGUGAUCAUGUUUUGCAACUGCAUUUAGACACGUAAUAAAGCCUGAUCGUGAUCAUGUUUUGCAACUGCAUUUAGACACGUAAUAAAGCAUGAUCGUGAUCAUGUUUUGCAACUGCAUUUAGACACGUAAUAAAGCAUGAUCGUGAUCAUGUUUUGCAACUGCAUUUAGACACGUAAUAAAGCAUGAUCGUGAUCAUGUUUUGCAACUGCAUUUAGACACGUAAUAAAGCCUGAUCGUGAUCAUGUUUUGCAACUGCAUUUAGACACGUAAUAAAGCAUGAUCGUGAUCAUGUUUUGCAACUGCAUUUAGACACGUAAUAAAGCCUGAUCGUGAUCAUGUUUUGUCAAUGCUCCAGAUAUGAUUUAAACGUGAUCAUGAAAUUCACCAAAAACUAUUGAUUAAGAACAGAAAUCAAUUAGAAUGUUUCUGCUUUAGCCAACUGUUGUCAUGAAAUGGCUCAAGCAUAAUUUUUUUCAAAUGUACCUUUAUUCAACUAGGCAAGUCUGUUAAGAACAAAUUCUUAUUUUCAAUGACGGCCUAGGCACAGUGGGUUAACUGCCUUGUCAGCUCGGGGAUUUAAACAUGAAACCUUUUGGUUACUAGUCCAAUGCUCUAGCCACUGGGCUACCCUGCCGCCCCAUGAAUCUAGUGGCAGCCAGGCUAGUUCAGUCAUUGGCUGUUUCUGAAUACCCGUGCUUGCGUUUUAAAUACAAUGCGAAAAUAGAAAGUUUGAUAGCAUGUGAAAUGUAAAUGUUUUAGCUUUUUUUUAAUGGCAGGAUGUAUAUUCAUUUAGGCUUUUCAUCGAGUAGAAUUCAUUACACACUAUUGAGGAAGAUAAUUGUCUUGUUUGUUAUGACAAACCAGGAGAACCUCACUCUUAAGACUUUCUGACCGUAGGGUUGAAACUGCAAAAUGUACAAAAUGUUUUGGGAUGCUUCGUAAAAGAAUGACAGUGUUUGUUGUUGCAUUUUAUUUUAAACUAUGCAUGGGGGGUUCAAUCUACUGUGAAUAAAAAAUACUGGGAAAAGUGUUGACAUGAACACUGACAAUGAAAUAAUUGAGGCAAUUUGGUUUUUUGAAUAUUAUUUCAUUGCAAAACUGUUUUGCUGUAUGAUGUAAAUGAAAUUCAAUAAUCUGUUGUAAUGCAUAUAAAAAAUCUAGAUCAUUUCUCCCACUCAGUUGAAAUGUUUUGAUGUAAAAGCUUUACAUGUAUAUAAUGCAUUGAUGUUCUGCUAAAAAUUCAACAUUUCCUAGCCUAAAAAUAAUCUGUUUUGUGGUUAUUCAUCUUUGGUAAUCCGAGUCAGGUGCUUGACAUUGAGUAAAAGGUGCAGUGAAUGGUAGGGAUUUGGUUUACCUUAAAUUGGUAGUUGGAAUGUAUAUAUAAACUGUAUAAACUCA